Macrosiphum euphorbiae (potato aphid) is the source of this 1776-nucleotide messenger RNA. The record is from the annotation of a GenBank genome assembly. Lineage: Eukaryota; Metazoa; Arthropoda; Insecta; Hemiptera; Aphididae.
AUGGCUAAUAAUAUACCAGUGCGUGAUCCUGCUAGUAAAACAUCAACAGCAUUUACAUUAUUUAUUGAAAAUUAUGGUCCUUACCAACCAAUAGAUGUUGAAUUUAUCAAGAUAAAUGGUAGAUUAUUUAGAACUGAAUGGUAUAGCCAAUUCCCAUGGAUUGAGUUCAGUGAGCAUUUACAAGCAGCUUUUUGUUUCAAUUGUAGAGUAUUUCCAUCGAAAAAUGCAGAAAAGACUUUCACUAAUGUUGGUUUUAAAAAUUGGAAGAAAGGAAUAGAGAAAUUUACUCAACACCAAAAAUGUAAUGCACACAAAGAGUCUACAUGCAAAUUGUCAAGUUAUACGUUUUCUAAAAAGAAUGGAUCAGUGAUUUCUGAAUUUAAUUUAGCACAUAAGAAUUCUGUAACUCAGAACCGAGAAUAUAUUAGAUGUCUAUUAAAAACCCUUUUGUUUUGUGCAAGACAAGGUAUAGCAAUGAGAGGACACAAUGAAACAGAAAUGUCAACAAAUUGUGGAAAUUUUCUCGAACUUUUAAAAUUGAGAGCACACGAUAAUGCAAUUAUUCAUAAAUAUUAUAUCGAAAAAGAAAUUAUUUUGGUGGAUGAAACUCAAGAUUUGAGUUAUCAUGAACAAGUUUCUAUUUAUAUCCGAUACGUUGAUCAACAUUUUGUCCCACAUGAAGUAUUUUUAGAUUUAAAUAAUGUUAGAGGUCAAUGCUAUGAUGGUGCUGCGUCGAUGAGAGGAUCCUACAGUGGUGUGCAAAGUAGAAUAAAAGAAGAAAAUCCAUUAGCACUAUAUGUGCAUUGUUAUGCACAUAUACUCAAUCUAUGUUUAGUUGAUUUAGCUAAGUCUGUACCAAUGGUAAGAAAUACUUUUGGAACUUUAUCAACUCUUCAUAAUUUUAUAAAGGCAUCUUCAAAAAGAUAUGCUAUUUUCAAAAAAGUACAAGAAUCAAAUGCAGAAAAUAAAACAAUUCCAGAUCAUUCAAAUAUUGACAAUCAAAAAGUGCAAGAAGAUUUAAAAAACAUAAAAAAAAAAAACAUUAAAAUCACUCAGGAAAUUUUAGGUUUGACUAAUGUAUUAAAUUUAUAUUUACAGUCACCAAAAAAUAACUAUGCAACUGUUAAAGAUAUGGCUAUGCAUACAAUUGAGUCUUUAAAGGAUUAUAGGUGUGAUUCAAAAUUUAAUGAAUUAUGGAUACUUUCAAAAACUGUUUGUGAUCAAAAUAAAUUAGAUCCUCCUAAGAUUCCUAGAAUGUCCAAAGUUCCAAAUAGACACGGUGGAGGUGCCAAACAAGCAGUAUACCAAGAUGUUCAACACUAUUUUAAAAUUAACUUUUUCUUCCCUCUUUUAGAUUUAUUAAUCAACGAUAUAUCAAAUCGUUUUUCUGAAAAUGAUCUUGAUAUCCUACAAGCAUUAUAUGAUGUCUAUGUGAAGAAAACCCAUCGAAUGACGUUAUUAAAAGAUGAAAUAAAAGAUUCAUUGGAAAAUAGAAUUGAUUUUUUCAAUAAAAAUAAUUUGAAAGGUGGAUUUGAAAAUUAUAGCAAAUGUUUAACUAUAUUUUUGUCAAUACCUACAAACACAGCUUCAAAUGAAAGAAGUUUCUCUUCGUUGAAGAAACUAAAAACAUAUCUACGGCUUACUAUGGGCCAAACAAGACUGAGUAGUAUCGCUACUCUAUACAUUGAAAGAGAUAGAGAAGUUGAUUUUGAUCAAGUAAUAAAUGAAUUUGACGAAGGUGCACCAAUUCGUGGUCGACGGCUUGUAUUGAGAUAA